Anolis carolinensis (green anole) is the source of this 6917-nucleotide messenger RNA. RefSeq names its product MAPK activated protein kinase 5 (gene mapkapk5). Bases 335 to 1756 code for a protein of 473 amino acids. The record is from RefSeq and is a predicted model, not a curated record. NCBI's taxonomy places the organism in Eukaryota, Metazoa, Chordata, Lepidosauria, Squamata, Anolidae. The transcript has 14 exons. Gene Ontology annotation, biological process: negative regulation of TOR signaling; peptidyl-serine phosphorylation; Ras protein signal transduction. Gene Ontology annotation, molecular function: calcium/calmodulin-dependent protein kinase activity; calmodulin binding; mitogen-activated protein kinase binding. Gene Ontology annotation, cellular component: cytoplasm; nucleus.
AGAGGAAGGACCCAAAGGCAGGCGAAGACGGGCGAGGGAAAGAAGGAGGGGGCCUGGCUCUGCCAAAGGGGCGUCUACGCCAGCCGCCUGCCUUUCGCCUGACUGGAUUCUUUGCUGCGUCUCUGUGUGUGUCCUCCGCCGGUGAUGCUCCUCAGGCGGGAGGAGGGCUCGGCGGGGAAAGGCCAGGCGGAGGAGGGAGCCGGAGCCCGGCGGGGAUGAGGCCUCGGCAGCCCCAAGGAGGCGGGGGCCAGGCCCGAGGAGAAGGAGGCCGAGGCCAGGGCGACAGCCACCUCGGAAGGCGCCCGGCCUGAAGCAGCCCCGGAGGAGGAGGAGGAUGUCGGAGCAGCCCGAGGCGGAGAGGAUGAUCAGGGAAACGUCUAUUUUGGAAGAAUACCACAUUAACUGGACUCAGAAGUUGGGAGCUGGCAUCAGUGGCCCAGUCAGGGUCUGCAUGAAAAAGUCGUCUCAAGAACGGUUUGCGCUGAAAAUCCUUCUUGACCGCCCCAAAGCUAGAAAUGAGGUCCGGCUUCACAUGAUGUGUGCCAUGCAUCCCAACAUUGUCCAGAUAAUCGAAGUCUACGCUAACAGUGUGCAGUUCCCUCACGAGUCCAGUCCAAGGGCCCGGCUCCUCAUUGUAAUGGAGAUGAUGGAAGGAGGUGAACUCUUCCACCGAAUCAGCCAACACCGGCACUUUACGGAGAAGCAAGCAAGCCAAGUCACAAAACAGAUAGCUUUGGCUUUGCAACACUGUCAUUCGUUGAACAUUGCGCAUCGAGACCUCAAGCCCGAGAACCUGCUUUUCAAGGAUAAUUCUUUGGAUGCUCCGGUGAAGCUCUGUGACUUUGGCUUUGCCAAGGUGGACCAGGGAGACCUGAUGACGCCACAGUUUACUCCAUAUUAUGUUGCACCUCAGGUACUCGAGGCACAGAGAAGGCAUCAGAAGGAAAAGUCCGGCAUCAUCCCUACCUCACCAACACCCUACACAUAUAAUAAGAGCUGUGAUUUAUGGUCCUUGGGCGUCAUUAUCUACGUGAUGCUUUGUGGCUACCCACCUUUCUACUCCAAGCACCACAGCCGGACGAUUCCCAAGGACAUGCGGAAGAAGAUCAUGACGGGGAGCUUUGAGUUUCCCGAAGAAGAGUGGAGCCAGAUCUCUGAAAUGGCAAAAGACAUUGUGCGCAAGCUACUGAAGGUCAAGCCCGAGGAGCGACUGACCAUCGAAGGCGUCUUGGACCAUCCCUGGCUGAACUCCACCGAGGCUUUGGAUAACGUCUUGCCCUCGGCACAGCUCAUGAUGGACAAGGCGAUGGUGGCGGGGAUCCAGCAGGCGCACGCCGAGCAGCUGGCCAACAUGAGGAUCCAGGACCUCAAAGUCAGCCUCAAGCCCCUCCAUUCCGUCAACAACCCGAUCCUGCGCAAGCGGAAACUCCUGGGGACGAAGCCCAAAGACAGCGUCUACAUCCACGACCCGGAGAACAGCAGCGAGGACUCCAACGUGGCGCUGGAGAAGCUCCGCGACGUCAUCGCCCAGUGCAUCCUGCCGCAGGCUGGUAAAGGCGAGAACGAAGACGAGAAGCUGAACGAAGUGAUGCAGGAAGCCUGGAAGUAUAACCGGGAGUGUAAAUUGUUACGAGAUACGCUCCAGACCUUUAGCUGGAAUGGCCGAGGCUUCACGGACAAAGUGGACCGGCUCAAACUGGCCGAGAUUGUGAAACAAGUCAUCGAAGAGCAGACCAACUCCCACGACUCUCAAUAGCCGGUGCUGGCUAUUCCCAGCCGCGACGAUACCACCCCCACCCGCAUUAUUUUUAACCCUUCGAGAAUCUUCCUUUACAACUGUAAAAAAGAAAAGAAAAAGGAGUAUUUUUUAAUGUAAAUUAAAUCCUUAUUUCCUGAAAUUUUUCCACGCAGCUCGACGAGAGGCUGUAAAGAUGUAGAUAACAAGAAUCACUGGUACUGUAAUAUUUUUUAAAGACUCGGCUCCUCUACAUGUGGACAUAUAUCUGUUCAUGGAUAUGAAUGAAUAUAUAGGGGGUCUAUAUAUAUUCAUAUGUGUGUGUGCAUAUAUGUCGGAACAUAUAGAGCUAUCAAUGCAUAUAUAUAGAUAUAUAUAUAUAGAUAUAUAAAUGAUUUUUAUGUACCGUUGAAUUUCUGAUUCUGUUCAAUGGGGCAAAUUAAUACCGAUUGUGUUCUCUUCCAUAACUAGAUACGGUUGUCCCCCUCCGGCGGCUUGUAUGGAAUGGCACCGGCCCACAACGGGGAAUGUUGCUCUCUUUCUAUUUGCAUACUUGACGUAAGAACCGGAGGGAUGGGAACAGCAUGGUUGUCCUUCCUCCUUGUCUUCCAAGGCAGCCGCAAGGUAGUCCGCUCUCGGCCCUGUCUGCCUCGGGUCUUCCGGCCUUCCAUUGCAAGCCUUUGUUCCCGCUUUGAGGACCGGGAACCGUCCUCUAUAGUCCUCUUGUUUCUCUUACCAUCUCUGUUGACAAAGAAUCUGUACCGAAGUCUCGUCUUCGAUCUUUUUGUUUUUCAAGACUGGGCGGUUUUGGUGCCCUUUCGCCGCUUGCGGCAAGAACUUUGGAUUUGUGGGCUUCCUCCGCCCCCCACUUUUACAGUUCACUGACUUCCGUGUUUUCCUGAGCUGUAUCAUCCCAUGUUUGGUUCUUCCUAGCUGCCAUCUUUCCGGGGAUGGUGGAGGUUGUAGUACAAGCCAGAUCCCAAGCUACGGAGACUGGGCUUUGUUUAGUUUAGUCUGCAUGUGUCAAACACAAGGCCCACGAGCCGAAUCUGGCCCGCAAGGCUUCCAAUGCCAGAGCAAUACAGUCUGUCAUGACCACUCAUGCCAUGCAGCUAUCAGCCCUGACAUUGAGCACAUGGUCGUGGGCCUAAAGGGAGGACAGGAUACGAGGGUUAUCCAGAAAGUUCAUUACGUUUUGGAAUUAAAAAUAAACAAAGUAUAGGAGAAAACAUUUACCAUAUUCAGUUGAAAGCCAGACCCAAAUACUAGUUCUCACCAUAGUCCCCAUUGAAAUCUAGGCAGUUAUCAUAGCGAUAAAAGUGUUUGAAAAGCCCCCCCCCCCCCAACAUUCCCACCUGGCUUGUGUCCUGAACCAGGCUGGCUUCCCUUCCCUCAGCUGUCAUGUGCUGCGAUCAGCUCUUUUGUUUUGCAAAUGCUUGCAAGGAAGGUUUUUUGGGACAGGAAAGGUGUGCUUCUUGCAAAACCUUAGAAGAGCACCUUCCUUGCAAGCAUCUGCAAAACAAAAGAGCGAUCCAGGAAGAUUGUGCGGAAAGCUGAGCUCAGCACUUGACAGCUGAGGGAAGGGAAGCCAGCCUGGUUCAGGAUGCAAGCCAGGCAGGAAUGUUGGGGGGGGAGGGCUUUCCAAACACUUUUAUCGCUAUGAUAACUGCCUAGAUUUCAAUGGGGACUAUGGUGAGAACUAGUAUUUGGGUCUGGCUUUCAACUGAAUAUGGUAAAUGUUUUCUCCUAUACUUUGUUUAUUUUUAAUUCCAAAACGUAAUGAACUUUCUGGAUAGCCCUCAUAAUAAUAAUAACAAUAAUAAUAAUAAUAAUAAUAAUAAUAAUAAUAAUAAUAAUAAUAAUAAUGAUGAUGAUGUUUAUUUAUAUCCCGCCUCCACCUCCCCCGAAGGGGACUCGGGGCGGCUUACAGCAAAAUCAAAAUACAAGCAAUGAUAAAAUAUAAAACAUCAAAGGACAAAAACAAAAACCAAUAAUAAAAUAUACACAAUAGGUGAAAAAAGACAGGAUGCUGCAAGAACAUAUCAACCAGCCAUCAAAGUCAAUUGGAUAAUGUACAGAUAUCUGUAUCAAUGUAGAACAACAAUGUAUGUACGUAUACACUCUAUAUUGCAGAAGAUGUAACUGGGAUAUAAUUUCUACAACUUUGAGAGUAAGUUACUUCGAACUGUAUUAUUUGGAAUAAAAGUACAUCCAAGGAGACAAAAGCAAAAGUACAUCUUCUACAAGUAAUAUAGAGUGUAUACACACAUACAUUGCUGUUUUACAUAAAAGUCAAUUGCCCUGAGAUGGCAGAAGGUGGGCUCUGGUAUGUGGAAAGGGAAGGCGCCAGGACUUUUGGGUGAUUUAUGACAUUGUAGCUAAGGCCCUAUAUAGAUGGGAAGUAGUGCUAGAUUCUUGUAUUUUGAACUAUAAAGAUGUAAUAAUAAUAACCAUCAUCAUCAUAAUCUUUAUUUAUAUUCCACCCUAUCUCCCCGGAGGGACUCAGGGCGGAUUCCAAACACAAAAGGCUAUUAUUAUUAUUAUUAUUAUUAUUAUUAUUAUUAUUAUUAUUAUUAUUAUUAAUAUUCCACCCUAACUUCCUGGAGGGACUCAGGGGGAAUUCCAAACACAAAAGGUAAACAUUCAUAAUAAUAGUAAUUAUUAUUAUUUAUAUUCCACCCUAUCUCCCCAGAGGGACUCAGGGUGGAUUCCAAACAUAAAAGGCAAACAUUCUUCAUAAUAAUAAUAAUAAUUAUUAUUAUUAUUUAUAUUCCGCCCUAUCUCCCUGGAGAGACUCAGGGUGGAUUCCAAACCUAACAGGCAAACAUUAAAUGCCCAAACACAACAACAUAAUAACAAAAAUUGACAACCCAAGAUAUAAAAACAAAUUAUGACUUCACAACUAAAAUUAAAUUAAAAAACCUGUUAUUAUCAGAUAUAAAACAAAACAUCAAACAUUGAAAAGAAGCCUUCCCAGUUCCUUGGAGGCAAAUAGAUUUAUCAUUACUCAAGUUUGAAUAAUAAAUAAAUAAAAUAAGAUGUCUAUUUUGCUGGUGGGGCGAACAUGUCUGGCAUCUUCAGCCCCUGUGUGUGUUGGCAUGUUCUUUCAAGCAAAGACGAAACCCAUAGCAACACAGUUGGAGCAAAGAACCCUUACUAUUUGUUCGGAAUGCAAGAAUCUAGCAUUACUGCCCAACUAUAUAGGGCCUUAGCUACAAUAUCAUCAAUAACCCAAAAGCCCUGGCACAUGGUGCCUUCCUUUUCCCACAUACCAGAGCCCACCUUCUCCCACCUCAGGGCAAUUGACUUUGGCUAGUUCAUAUAUUCUUGCAGCAUCCUGACAUCCCUUUUGGCCAACGGACAUGUACAACGGACAGGGCUGUUAGUUUCAUGGCAUGAGCGUCUCACGAACCACUUUUUGAAGGCAACCAUAAGGUUGACGUAGCCCUUGGUGAGAAUGAGUUUGGCAGCCCUGGUUUAGUUUUUUGUCUCUGAUCGGAAAGUGCAGACUGUUUGAGGUGGGUGAGCCAGUAAUCUGGCUCGAGUUUAGUACCCCAACAGGUUGGAACAAGGGGAACCGAGGCAUCAAAACAGUAUGUUCGCAUUAGCAAGGAAACACUCCUUUGGAGAUGCCCUCAGGGAUAAAGGUGUCGAUUGAAACAAGUGAUUUUUUCCCUUGCCAGUUGCAGGAAAGGUUGAAAGGGAAGCAGAGUCUCUCUGCUUCGACGCAACCUGCCGAAGCAAAAAGAUAUCCUUAUGUUUGUCCUUGGGAAAUGAAUUGCACUUCCAGUAUAGCAGCCGUCCAAAGCUGCUGAUGCUCCUCCUAUUCUUGUAGUACAGAUAUAUCUCUGUUAACAAAGUCAGUGUGUUCCUGAGCAUAAACAAAACCUCAGGGGAAGAAUAGGGAAAGAGUUCUACACCCAGUUCAGAGCUAACUUUCUUCUCAUGGAUUUGGAGUGAGACAUCCAGGUCAGGGAAGUCUUCCAUAAGUCAUUUGAAGGCCGCUUCCAGGAAGAAACAGUCUUUCCCACUCGCCACCACUUUUCUUUCCAUUCCCAGUUUGGUGGUUAACCUUCCAGAUCGACGUGCUGAUGAGACAGGCUGGCUUGUUCUCCGCAUGCCUUCCAGUUUGCUGUUCAUGCUCUCUCAGGGUUCUAGGGGGCAGCUGCUCUUUCCUUGGCCUGUUCUAGGUUGGCACACUACAGCCGAAUCCUGAUCUUUCUCAGCUUAGGCUUUGUUUACAUGCAUUUCCAAGCCCAUUAAACAGGCAAGUUCUUUGGGGCCGCUCUUCUUGCGUAUGUUUCCCUGAUCUUACGAGACAAACAAACUCUGGAGGGCGGUCGUGGCACUGAGAUGCCCCAGGAGGGUGGCAUUCCUUCCUCUUGAACCCCCUCAAAGCAAUGUUGUGUUCCAUGGUUAGGUGUGAAGUUUUGGCUCUCUUGCUUUGUUGAUCAUAGGCAGAGCAGGAGUAGCAUGCCUUUCUGGGUCGUCUUCUGAUCAGAAGGUGUUUUUUAGGGCUAGGCAGAUAACAGGCAGGAAAAUGGGAUGGUGCCAUCCCAACAGUCUAAGGUUCGCCCAUUCCGUGGAGGGCAUACAUUGGGGAGCAGGCCUCUAGAGAAGCCCUCCAUAUGGCCACGAAUCUCCGGUCGCCCAUGAGGGACGACAGAGAGGCCAACACAACUGGAGAUAUUACAUGGAAAAUAGGAUUUCUUCUUUGGGAGGCAAUCUUUUCUGAAUAUACCUGAUGGGUAUCAGCUUCUUCCAAUCACUGGCUGUCCGAAAAUGCAUUCAGAGUUACAAGGCAAUGUUUUCUGUGUUUUGUUUUCCCUCUUACGAAUUGUGCCGCAGCGCACCUUUGGAGGAAGAGUGCUCUGCCGACUUAGAACUGACGUGAAAAACUGGUUUAGCUUAGGGCUUUAUUUUGCCAGAAAUGCCGGCACAGGUCCAGGGGAGACAAAUUUGAGGGCGGAAAGGGCAAAGUAUCCAUUGUUGACAUCCCGCUGUUCUGUGUUCGACAAUGAUAAUCCAGCCUCGCCACCCUGAUUGUGUGUUUCCUUAUUUUCCCAGUGUAUUCUUCUGCCGUAUCAUGGUUUUGUUUUUGCUCCCCCCCCCUUUGAAUCAGUAUUAUAUAAAUGUAAAUAUGAUGCAUUGGUGUAAAUAAAUUUUACUAAAAUUUAGCAAA